This is a messenger RNA of Limulus polyphemus (Atlantic horseshoe crab), 2658 nucleotides long. RefSeq lists its product as uncharacterized. The coding region runs from base 1 to 2658 and encodes 885 amino acids. NCBI's taxonomy places the organism in Eukaryota, Metazoa, Arthropoda, Merostomata, Xiphosura, Limulidae. The record is from RefSeq and is a predicted model, not a curated record. The transcript is spliced from 8 exons.
AUGGCGAGCAUGUUUGUUGGAACGAGGAUUCGAGCUCGCGACCCUCGGUUUGAGAGUCUAGUGCCCGAACCACUUGGCCAUGGCAGCCCUAAAAUCUACAUGGACUGGGCGAAUAAUUACCUGGAAAUAGGACGUUUCAAACAUUACAUUCAAGACUUACAGUUUGACGUUAGUGAUGGCGUUUUGCUUGCUGAUGUUAUUGAAGCCGUUACUGGGUUUCAUGUUCCCAACAUAGCAAGGAAACCUAAGACGUCGUCUCAGAUGUGCAAUCAUGAGGCAGAGCUACAAAAGUCUACAUCUGGCUCUGGUACUUCCGCCCAGAUGCAGCAGCCUACAAUAACAGCAUACUGUACAGAAUCAACUAAAUACAAGUUUACACACUAUCGUCAGAAGCACAUCACUAACAAACUCGUUAAUUUUAUUGCCGGUACACUACAACCCUUCUCAGUGGUGGAGUCAAAAGAUUUUCAAGAUCUAAUGGCAGCCAUGGAUUCUAGGUAUAUUUCUUCCAGUCGCAAUCAUCUGUCCACAACGUUGAUCGAGAGCAGGCUUUCGUCUACGUCGUCCCCUUCGUCUUCGUUCUCUCUUCCAGUUACAGCAAGCACUGGAGUUGCAUUGCGACACCCAGCAGGUGUUGCUAGUACCGAGUGCGCAACCAACGAUGAUUAUGAUACCAAUACUUCAUUAGAUAACAAUAAACAGAAAUGUUCAAUUCAAAAAUCAACGAAAAGAGUAUAUUUCGAUGUGUCCAAACAGACCAGCUGUAGCAGUGGCUUUAGUUCUUCUACAGACGUAUCAGAAUUACUUUCUGUGGCGUCCCCUAUGUCGAAACAUGAAAUUACUAACAAGUCCGUUAGUGCAACAAAACACUUAUCAAAGAAAACUCCUGGUGGCAGGAAAACGAGUAAUGUUAGACAAGCUAAUUCCAGACCAACUUCAGACAGGCGGAAAGACGUCCAAAGUUCUCGAAUAAAUCAACUUGAAAGUGACAACGAAGUAAAAAACUCAAACGCUAAGUCCAGCACUUUGCCUCGUCGAGCUGAAAGCAAAGAUAGCUGUUCUCUCCCUAGAUCCAUGACGAGAGAUAAAGAAUGUGGUAAGCCUAGUCUGGUUUCUCGAACAGAAACUUCAAGACAAGGGCGACAACACAAUGGCGCAAAAGGCCAGAUGUGUAAAAGUAUCCAGCCCAAUAAGCCCAUUCGUCAAUCGAAAAUUUCCAGUCUUAUCCCCAAAACUGGGCAGACCAUCAAGACUGCCAGUUCAGGUAAUGUGUUUUCUAGCAGCGACGUGGAUUUUGUCUCGAACAGUGACUCAGUGUGUGGUGAAGGUGCCUUGUUUAAUGGAAGUGUGGUUUCUGGCAGCGACAUGUGUUUUGUCUCGAACAGUUACGCAGUGUGUGGUGAUGGUAGUUUGGUUGGAAAAAAGGAUACCAUAUGUGUUCCUAGUGAGCAUCCAGAAACUAGCAGCACUCCCAAACCAACAGCAGCAGUAAAAGGAACUUCGAAAACCAUAAAGAAACAGAGAUGUCUAACCAUCACCGCAGCUGAAGACGGUAAAUCAGAUCCCAACAUUGGUACAAGGCAAACGCCAGCCAUUCAAUCAGGUAUGUGUCAAGAGGGCUGCGCACCAGUGAAAAAGUCAAAAGAUACACUUCGUGUGACAAAUGAGGCCAACAGACAAGUCCUGGGAAGUAGCUUAAAACCAUCUAGUGAGUGUGGCAACAGUGUAUCACUUCCUAAAUUAGAGAGGACAAAACAAGGAUCCACCAUUAGCGUAGCCAAAGUUUCUCCCAUGAUGAACACCAGUAUUCAUACUAACACUAAAGACAAUUCGGAGCGCCAACAAGGUCAUUCGGAAGAGAAAAGGUUCGUUAACUCAAAUCUUCCAGUUGAUCGGUCAAUGAGAAUAAAGGACGAGACUCAAGAAAAUUCUAACAAACUCUUAAAGUUAAGUUCACAUUUAGAAAGCCUAAGGUGUGUGAACUCUGGCCCUAUUAUAAAUACAGAAAAGGUCACCGAAAUAAAUUACAGACGCUCAACAAAUAAUAAUGUUUCUCAGGAAAGUGACGAUUCUGGCUGGAACACGGAUGCUUUGCUUGCUGAUGAAGCUGAUGACAUAAUAGUAAAUAUCAAACCCAUGAAACCAAUUACACAUUUUCCUCACUAUGGCUAUAAUCGCGGCUUGAGUCCCUUGUCUUCCACUCGUAAUUUCGUCAACAAACUCCAGUCACCUGCCUUGCAUUUUCUAUCAGAUGUAAGUGGUAGCACAGCUAGACAAUUAACUCUUUCGAAGCACACUAUAACGGCAGGAAAUUUAACCACGAAUAACAGCAACCCUAUGAAACGAUCCUUCUCCUCAAGUCAAAGCUUUUUAAAUGUAGAUUAUUCUUCUGAUGCAGAUUCUGUUGAUUUUGCAACAGGAUACAUAAGUGAUGGAGACGUGUUCAGGCCGAGAUUUAUUUACAGUGUUAAAGAUGUGACUAAUGGACAUUUGAAAAAAAGUGGAUCUUCCUUGAAUGGUAAAAAAGCCUCAAAUAACAUCAAAGAUGACUCUCGAAGAUAUCAGUUCCAUCAGCAGUGGAAACAACGACAUUCUAGUGGACUUCAGCGACUACCAGAUGGGGUCUUCAGUGAGUUCAGAGACGAAAGGGUGCAAUAA